This is a messenger RNA of Angiostrongylus costaricensis, 252 nucleotides long. NCBI's taxonomy places the organism in Eukaryota, Metazoa, Nematoda, Chromadorea, Rhabditida, Metastrongylidae. The record is from the annotation of a GenBank genome assembly.
AUGUGUAUAAACAGCAACCGCUGGGCAAGAGCAGUUAGUGAUUGGAUUCCUUGGGAUCGCAAGCGUACUGCAGGAAGAUCACCAACUGGAUCGUCAGAGUUCUUGACGAAAGGCCUAGGAAAAAGAUAUGAAGUUGAGCGAGUUCCUGAAGCGAGCAAAGCCUACUGGGCUACUCCUGCAGCGAUAGGUAAAAAAUGGAAGAAUUACUGGAGCCCGCUCGAUUUAUUCGACGAUCAACGUGAUUACACGUGA